Messenger RNA from Solanum dulcamara, 516 nucleotides. RefSeq lists its product as uncharacterized. The record is from RefSeq and is a predicted model, not a curated record. Gene Ontology annotation, molecular function: nucleic acid binding; RNA-DNA hybrid ribonuclease activity. The transcript is spliced from 2 exons. Lineage: Eukaryota; Viridiplantae; Streptophyta; Magnoliopsida; Solanales; Solanaceae. The coding region runs from base 1 to 516 and encodes 171 amino acids.
AUGAAGAAUUCGAAGAUUGCACCGUACGUGAAGUUAGUGCAAAGGUUGUGUAAAAGGUUCCGUAAUAUCGAGUUUAGGCAUACUCCAAGGUUGCAAAAUGAAUUUAGUGACUCUCUUGCUACUAUGUCCUCAAUGAUCAAACAUUCAGAUUCAAGUUACAUUGACCCUGUGGAGAUAUAUUUGAAAGAACAACCCGCUCACUAUUCGCAUGUCAAAGCAGAACUAGAUGGAAGGCCUUGGUAUUUUGACAUAAAGAAGUAUCUAGAAAGUAGAACUUAUACAGAUAAUGCAACCUUCAAUCAGAAGAAAGCAAUACGUCGAAUGGCUAACAAUUUCUUACUAAGCGGAGAAAUCUUAUAUAGGAGGACUCUAGAUAUGGGACUUCUCAGAUGUGUCGAUGCCAUUGAAGCUACAAAGCUUCUCGAACAAAUUCAAGCGAGAGAUCGAGUACCAGCUAUCGUUGUGGAUAAAUUGAGCCUAUUGCAGUCAGCUUCGGAGACUAGGGUGAGCACUUGA